This is a messenger RNA of Erythranthe guttata (spotted monkey flower), 1776 nucleotides long. Its product is annotated as poly(ADP-ribose) glycohydrolase 1. Gene Ontology annotation, cellular component: cytoplasm; nucleus. Gene Ontology annotation, biological process: regulation of DNA repair; nucleotide-sugar metabolic process; carbohydrate metabolic process. Gene Ontology annotation, molecular function: poly(ADP-ribose) glycohydrolase activity. Lineage: Eukaryota; Viridiplantae; Streptophyta; Magnoliopsida; Lamiales; Phrymaceae. The record is from RefSeq and is a predicted model, not a curated record.
UUCUUUCAAGCUACGGAACCAAUGGAGAGCAGCAACGAUUUCCGAUCAAUUCUGCCGUUUUUGCCGCUAAUCCUCCGAUCCUCCGCCGUGUUCUGGCCGCCCUCGGUGCUGGAAGCUCUCAAAUCACUCUCCAAAGGUCCGAUUCACAGCAAUGUCAACUCCGGUCAACUCUUCGCCCUCGCCAUUGACGACCUACGCAAUUCUCUAGGGUUUUCCUCUCUUAAUCUCUCCGCCUCCCUCGGAUUCUCCCUCUUCUUCGACGACUUGAUGAACAAGGAUGAUGCUGUGAAGUGGUUUACAGAAGUGGUUCCGAAACUUGCUGAUUUACUGUUGAGGUUGCCAGUUUUGUUGGAGACACAUUAUCAGAAUGCCGGAGCUUUCAACGAAACGGACACUGGUCUUAGAUUAUUCGAAUCACAACAGUCAGGCAUCGUCUUUCUUAGCCAGGAGUUGAUUGCUGCCCUUCUGGUUUGUGCUCUUUUUUGCUUGUUCCCAACCACUAAUAGAGGCGCCAAACAUCUUCCGCCUAUCAACUUUGAUAAUUUAUUUCUAUGUCUAUACGAGUACUACGAUGUGAGUCAAGAAAACAAAAUAAAGUGCAUCCUCCAUUACUUUGAGAAGAUAUCCUCGGAUAUGCAUGUGGGUAAUGUCUCGUUUGAGCGUAAAGUUCUCCCUUUAAAGAAUAAUCCAUCUUGCAUAGUUUACCCAGAAGCUGAUUUCUGGAGCAACUCAACCCUUUCUCUUUGCAUGUUCGAGGUUUGCACUUCUGGCUUAAUUGAAGAUCACUUAACCGAAGCCCUCGAAGUAGAUUUCGCCAACAAAUACCUCGGAGGCGGUGCUCUAAGCCGAGGCUGUGUACAAGAAGAAAUCCGUUUCAUGAUCAAUCCAGAAUUAAUCAUCGGCAUGCUUUUCUUGCCUUCAAUGGCUGAUAACGAGGCUAUCGAGAUAAUCGGUGCAGAAAGGUUUUCAAACUACACCGGCUAUGCCAAGUCAUUCCGUUUUUGCGGAGACUAUGCGGAGAAAAAGAGCUGCGAUACAAUGGGAAGGCGUAAGACAAGGAUAAUUGCAAUCGAUGCUCUUUGCAACCCUGGAAAGAGACAAUACAAACUCGAAUUCCUCCUUCGUGAAACUAACAAGGCCUUGUGUGGCUUUCUUGAUACUAACAAAAGCCGACAAAAUAAAAUGCCAAUUAAUGAAAUCGGAAACGAUAUUGCGAUUGGUGUUGUGACGGGUAAUUGGGGGUGUGGUGCGUUUGGGGGAGAUCCUCAAGUUAAAGCUGUGAUCCAAUGGCUGGCGGCUUCUCAAGGACUAAGGCCUUUCGUUUUAUAUUAUACAUUUAAUUUGGAGGCGUUGCAGAAGCUUGAAGAGGUAGUACAGUGGAUUAUAUUACACGAAUGGACUGUGGGCGAGCUUUGGAAUAUUUUGGUGGAGUAUUCGAAUCAAAGACUGAAAGGAAAAACUAAGGUUGGUUUUUUCAGUUGGCUUCUUCCGUAUUUAUACAACGAUGAUCCAAUGAAUUUCGAUUAACGGUUUCGAGAAUUCUUCUUGUACAUCAAAGUUUGCCCUUUUUUUUUUUGAAGUAUGUUUCCAUUGUAGAUAUAAUGAACAAACUUUAAUUGACAUGGUAAGUUUAGCAUUUGGGUAGUGAUUAGGGCAUGUUUUGCAGGUCAGUUGGUACUAACGUAUGUUGUACCUUUUAAUUAUAUUUCAAAUAUUGUUACCGACGGAGACAAUAUAUUCAACAGACAGGUCUCGUCGAUGUUACAUGUGGUGAAA